Bradysia coprophila is the source of this 2534-nucleotide messenger RNA. RefSeq names its product LIM and SH3 domain protein Lasp (gene Lasp). Gene Ontology annotation, molecular function: actin filament binding. Lineage: Eukaryota; Metazoa; Arthropoda; Insecta; Diptera; Sciaridae. The record is from RefSeq and is a predicted model, not a curated record. Gene Ontology annotation, cellular component: focal adhesion.
AAAAGGUUCACUAUUAUUUAUUCUGCCGUACGAGAGUUCGUGUUAAAAUUAUUAUUUCGCAGUCGUGUUUUUAGUUUUUAUCGAAUACAUUAAACCGCAAGUAAAUUAUACAGUGUGUGUUACAAACUAAUAAAUAGUUAGUGAGUAUUAAUUGAAUCGAGAACUAGUUCAAAAACUGUAAUAACAAUAUUCAAAAUGAAUAAAAGCUGUGCACGGUGCAAUAAAAUUGUUUAUCCAAUUGAGGAAUUAAAGUGUCUUGACAAGACAUGGCACAAAACAUGUUUCAAAUGUCACGAGUGUGGAAUGACCUUAAAUAUGAAAACUUACAAAGGAUUUAAUAAAUUACCAUAUUGUGAAGCGCAUAUUCCUAAAGCUAAGGCUACAGCUAUAGCCGAUACACCUGAGUUGAAACGAAUAGCUGAAAAUACAAAGAUUCAGUCAAACGUUCAAUACCAUGCCGACUUUGAAAAGCAGAAGGGGAAAUUAACGCAGGUCGCUGAUGAUCCAGAGACCCUGAGAAUUAAGCAAAACACAAAACACAUUUCAAAUGUCGAGUACCAUGGUGAUUUAGCUAAGAAAGCGGCUAUGGAAAAACAGCGCGAAGUAACUGAAGUUGCUGAUAAUCGAGACAAUGAAUCUGAAUACUUCUCUGAAACGUUAGCGGCCGAAUCACUAUCACAAUAUCAACAACCAUCGACGCCGUCACCAACUCAGCCAAUACCACCACCCUCACAAAACAAUCAUUCACAACUUCCAUCACCCAUCAAUCAGCCACAAUCAGCUCCGGUGCUCGUACCAAACAAUUCACAAUUGUACGCAUCACAAAAUAGUCAUCAGCAUAAACAACAACAACAACAACAAGUAAACCAACAAAAAUACCAACAACAACAACCACCACCACAACAACAACAACAACCAUACCAAGCACAAAAUAAUCAUCAUAAUAAUCCCAACAAUUAUCAGUCACAAAAUUAUGCGCAACAAAAUAACAUUCGUAGUACCAUUUUGCAAAGUGCUCACAAUCCCUCAGGUAGUGUUGUUGCGGCACAGCAUCCCAAUCAUCAACCGAAAUACUACGAUCAAUAUGACAAUUAUGCUCGACCGAACGCACAAAAUCUACAGUAUCAACCACAGCAGCAACAGCAGCACAAUAACAACAAUCCGAAUGCUGUCUAUCACAAUAACCACUACACCGCCGUCGACGGCCACGGACAAUAUCAACAGCAUCCACAUCAUCCACAAGCGCACCAACAACAACAUCAACAAAAUCGAGGUGCUGGCUACAAUAACGCUCACUAUAAUCCAAUGGCAUUGUCAUAUAGUGCCGCAGAGAUGCCUGGUGUCGGUGGAAUCGGAAAGAUUUCCGACUACGAUCCACUGACCGAUGGACCUCGUAACGUGCCGAACGCAACGCGACCAACAUCAACAUUGAUAUUUAGUUCUGAUCGUGGAAUGGUGAGCAAUUCGCAAAAUCGACGAAUCGGAUCAAUAAAUGACAUUGACCCUGCAAAUGGAAUCUACGGUUCGAUCGACCAGAAUAAUUACCCGAAUAAUUACCAACAGCAACAGCAGCUUCAACAACAGCAAACACGGCAAAGUCAACAGUAUGCUGCUCAUCAUCAACCUCAGCAGCAGCAGCAACAACAGCCACCACCAUCGCAUAAAUCGAAAUUGCGAGCCUUUCGCGCUAUAUACGACUACGAAGCACAGGAUUCUGACGAAGUCAGCUUCUCCGAGGGCGAUAUAAUCUUUGAAGUGGAAUCAAUCGACGCCGGAUGGAUGACCGGCAAAGUGGAACGUUCGGGCAAAACGGGAAUGUUACCAGCCAAUUACGUUGAACCGGCAUUGAUUUAGAUGAAGAUUACGGAAAAGGAAAAAAAAAUAAACCCAAGCAUUUCUAACUAAAAAUCGAUUUUCGUAGAACCAUUUUUUAUAUGAAAAACAUUUUUUUGGAUACGACAAGAACGUUGUAAUAGAGAGUUUGCCAGUCAUAAAAGAAAAUUAAUCGUAAAAAUUAUGAUAAUAAUGUCUAAAAUAGCAAAUAAUUAAUUAAGAGAAAUCAUAUAAAUAUCAGCGAAAUAAUGAAAUUAAUGCAGCUAUUUAUCCAAUCAUCUAUCGAUGUUUAUUUGAUUAAAACUUUUUCUUUUCUUAAUUUAUAUGAAUGAAAAAAAAACAAAAGCAAAAAAGGAAAAAAACACUUUUGAACACACAACAAUUAGAAUAACCAAUAAUGAACUUGUAUUUUGUAUAGAUUUUGUUAUCUACUUAUAGAUUAGGGGUUGAAUUUUUAAGCGCAAUUAUUGAAACCAAGAUGUUAGUUUGAAUAUAAAAUUCAAUAAUUUAUAUACAUAUGGAUCAAGAGAUACUUUGAGAGGAAGGGAAGUUGAUUUGAUUUUACACUUAAAACAACAUUACACGGAUCUAAGUGGAAACAAUUAUUUUUUUUUGUUUUAAUUUUUAAUUUUCAUUUAACUACUUUUUACGUUUAAGUGUAAAAAUUGGAUAUAAAAAUUAAUUUACGACAAAAUGAAAAA